Molecule: messenger RNA, 600 nt
Organism: Aspergillus fischeri NRRL 181
Lineage: Eukaryota; Fungi; Ascomycota; Eurotiomycetes; Eurotiales; Aspergillaceae
Product: H(+)-transporting V0 sector ATPase subunit c''
Exons: 5
Coding region: 1-600 (199 amino acids)
Biological process (GO): proton transmembrane transport
Cellular component (GO): proton-transporting V-type ATPase, V0 domain
Molecular function (GO): proton-transporting ATPase activity, rotational mechanism
Source: RefSeq, a predicted model, not a curated record
AUGGUCCUCUAUUAUGGAGCUGGGGCUGCAACCGUGUCACUCCUCGUGAUAGGAGGGUACAUGCUGUUUCAUGGCGACGGUGAACAAUUCAAUGUUGGCCACUUCCUCGAGUCCGUUUCACCAUACGCCUGGGCAAAUAUUGGUAUUGCUUUGUGCAUAGGGCUGUCUGUUGUUGGAGCAGCAUGGGGUAUCUUCUUAACAGGCUCAUCCAUUGUCGGCGGAGGUGUAAAAGCACCACGGAUUCGGACAAAGAAUCUGAUCUCUAUCAUUUUCUGUGAAGUCGUCGCUAUCUACGGAGUUAUUAUGGCUAUCGUGUUUUCUUCGAAACUCAAUCUUGUCGAGGGCGACGAGAUCUUUUCCGGCAGCAAUUAUUACACGGGUUAUGCGCUCUUCUGGGGAGGUAUCACAGUGGGGGCAUGCAAUCUGAUCUGUGGUAUCUCUGUUGGCAUCAACGGAAGUGGUGCAGCUCUGGCCGAUGCCGCUGACCCGAGCUUAUUCGUCAAGAUCCUCGUCAUCGAGAUUUUCAGCUCUGUCCUCGGUCUCUUCGGUCUUAUUAUCGGCCUUCUGGUUGGUGGAAAAGCGACAGACUUCGGCGCUUAA